GGCCAGACAGCGGGGAGGCAGCGCCGUCUGUGGCCGUGGCGCGCACUCGCCGUCGCUCAUUGAUGCGCUCGCGCCCACUCGGAGCGCCAGGACGCACGGCCGCUGUAGCCGCCGCCGCCCGCUCGCCGCCGCUUCGUUGUUUACCCCCGGCAGGGUCGUCGUCGCCGAGCGCGCGCGCGCACGUGCUCCUGCUCCGGUCUGCCGGCACCGUUACUCGCGGCGGCGCCCCACGCCGGCGCGUGCCGACUUGACCUCCAUCACUACUGGAUGCCUCGCCACUGCCGUCUGGUGCUGCACUGAGCCGGGUGCCGACGCCUCACCUGGAGCGUGCCGUGACAGCGGACAAAAAGGAGCAGAAGGAGCAGCGCGCGGUCCGAGAAAAACGCUCAAGCCAUGCCGUGGCUGGCGCUGCUGGUGUGCCUUCUGCUGCGUGGAGAGGCUGCCGUGGCGGUGGACCUGCGGCGGCCAUCGUCGCCGUCCAGGCCAGAGUCGCAGAGGCCCUUCCACUUCGCUAAGCACAGGCCCGAGCUUUUCUACGACAACAACGUGGUACCUGAGAACGGCGAGGUCAACGUGUUCGUCUUCAAGGAUCAAAUAAGAAGGGUGUUCUUCCUGGUGGAGAAGGAGCGCAAUUCGCUGCUGCUGACAGCGAGUCCCUGCUCGGCGCCUAUCGAGUGGCACAUCUUCAGGAAGCCCCUGGCGCCGUCCGACUACUCCGAGGAAUCCAACGAGUCACGGGACCCAUCGGCGCUGCUGUACCGGGACGACGGAGUGUCGACAGAGCCAGUUGUCGGCGGUUCCUUCUAUGGCCGGGGCCGGCUCAGCUUCUCGAGACGUGAUGCACCCAGAGGAGUGUACAUGCUGGAGUUCGACUCAGACUCCGCCGACACCAAAGUGCGUGUGUACGGCACCUCGGACGCCGACGCCCACUACCCGUUCCCGCUGCUGCCAAUUAAGCCUAAAGUGGAAGUGCUUCAGGUACGCAACGGCCGUGUGCUGUUCACGUGGAAGCCAAGCCCGUCUGAAAGCUCAGCGCACCAGGACGUGCAGUACUGUGUGGCCGCCAACCGCAAGGAGAACUUUCACACCAAGUGCGCCGUGGACAGCGCCUUGCGAGGCGACGUACCCAGCCCGCCGCACCCGGACUCUGGCUUCGGCUUUUGGUGGGAAAAGGCGGCCCGCCGCAAAUUGGCACUCAGGUCGCGCGAGAUGCAGCGCGCCGUCCGACCACAGCGGGACGUCGUCUUUGAGUGUGUCGGCCGCAGGACUUGGCACAGCUUUGCCGACCUCGAAGUUGACCAGAGAUACUACAUCGACGUGUUCGCGAUCAACGCAAAAACUAACUCAAGUACGGCUUACCCUGGCACCAGCGUUGUCGCCAGAAGCGUGGGGAACCAGCGGAUCCAGGAUAACCAGCUUGUCCGCAUAGUGCUCGACCAGAAGGACAACUUUGUCCACGUGGCCAAAUACUCGGUGAAUGCCAACGUGCCAACUAUGUGGAUGUUCGUGCAGUCUUGCUCGGGCCCUGGUCCGAUACAGCUCUCGGUCACUUUGCGCAAAGCCAAGGUGCUUACGGCAGAAGUAAUGGACACCAGGACGCUCACCCUGAACCAUCCAUCGAACGGAACGUACGUUAUUAAGAUAUCGUCGACCGUCCCCCAGUUGCGCAGAGUUCACCUUCUCGUUAGCAAGAAGUACCACAAGUUCCCGUUCCCCACACUGCCCGAUGACAGCGGCGUCAAAGUAAUGGGCUCGUUGACCACCUGCAACUCGGUCACUCUGGCAUGGAAGGCCGCCCUGGAUGAGAAAGUUCGCUACUGCAUCUUCAAGCAAGAGGUUCGUGGAAGCUAUUCGGGCGUGUUCGCAAGACCUCAGGACUUCUGCGAUGAGACCAAGUUGGUGGAGAAGAGCGGCAAGGUUAGCUGUCGCCGCUACCACCGCUUCAGCAAGCACCGCUUCCAGAACGUCAUUAUGCAGAAGAUUAGAAAGCUACAGCCGGACACGACAUACGUUUUCGAAGUUUUGGUCACAAAGGCCAGAGGGCGAACGCUAGCCUACGAGAAAGUUUGGGCCACGACGCACAGAAGCUGUAGUCUGUCCUAUAGGAAGGGAAAGCGAUGAAUAACGCUGCGUUCCUCGUCACAAAAAAAUGCCUGCGCCGCCGGCAAGGUUGUGUUGAACACUGUGCACAAAGGCAGACUAUGAUGAUCCGCCUCUGGACUUAAGCAGUGUCCGUUAUCACAGUGAUGAAGUAAAGUGGCCGAAUUAGAGGACGCGUGGAAGACCAAACUCGAAGUUGCAACACCGAUGCUUGUCUUUAUACACCAUAUGUUGUAGUACCGCACUUCUGCCAGUGCGACCUGGAAAUAGUAGGCAAUACAUGGCGUGUGUAUAAGCCCUGCAAUUAGAAAGGACAAAAACCUGCCAAAAACGAAGCAGAAAUGAAGGCCUUUUCUGGUUUACCGUAACAGCAUGGCUGACCGUAUUUAUAGAAUCCACCAUCUUGUUCCAGCACCCGGCGAUCAACAUAAGCGUGCCAGUGUCGAACGAUGCCGUUCGGAGGGCUUUGCCGGCGCUAGAUAUUGUGGCAGCGCGCCGAGCUAGCCAUCGCGUUUAAGAAUGCAGCACUUACUGUUGUUGAGAGUAUGACUGUUUCGAUAGCUUCUGGCCAGUAUCUCAUUCUUAGAGCACACUGAAUAACAUAUACAAAGGCCAGGGCGCACACGGGUUAUAAGAUUGCUAAAUUGUUCCAUUUUCGUUAUUUGUUACAAUAACUGACGUUCUUGCAAAUUAUUUUAUUCAUUAUAAGCAUCCUCACAGCUACUGCGCCGCGAACAUGUGUCCACGGUUAAAACGAUAUCCCUGGUUUUAUUAUAGUUUGAUCAUAUAACGUAAGAAAGAAAAAUAAAGAAAGUGGGUAUGCGCCAGGUAGAUAUUUCGAACGUGAAGUCCAGCUCUCUGCUUCGACCAUUUCAUUUUCCUUUUCGAGGUCUUGUGUGGCAACUCGGCAUACGCACGAACGUUCAGUAAAUCUCAGUGCUCAGGUGACAAGUCUUUCUGAAGGACGUGCCUUUAUCGUUGCAUUUGUGCUUUAACUUGCAAACUUAAAAUAUGCUUAGGUGUGUCCGCUUGGUCUUGUGAAAAUGACCGUUCGUCUGCGUCUACACACGAAGGAAUACGACCUUCUAAAGCCAAACCGACACCGACUUGGAGCAUUUUGAGCUGAGAAGCGCAAAAAACUUGCAUUUAUACUCCGUAAACUGUUCAUAUCUAUUUCAUCUCUUCUCAUUACAGUACAUAGCAUAUGUCCGCCUGAGUUGUUCCGUCCGUAUUCCAGCUGCGGACUCAUGGUGUAGCGCUCCAACGCCUCAAGCGCGGAGUUCACAUAAGCAUACAUAAAUGUCCACUCUCAUAUUCGAAAAUCAAGUCGAGCGACAGCGGGCCCGGAACGCUUUUCACUCAGUGUUCGCAUUCACUGCAUCGCGAACUUGGCGUUGUACUUUGUGUUGAAACACUUAGCUUGUCUUUUUUUUUUAUUUGCGUUGUUCCUUGCCACGUGCCUCGACCAAGAACCAUGGUCGUCUAAAGACCAAAUGGCGAACAGUGACACAUCUCCGAGUCAUUUGCUUCACCUGUGUUGUCUUCAUCAUUGGAAUCGCCGACGGGCCUCUACAUGAACUACGUUCUCCAUGAGUAGCUGUGCACUUGCACACUGAACUGUGUCUUGUGAAAUCGGCAGCAUCAACCCGUCGUGAAUGAACAAUUUGCUACGCAAGAAGCAAGGAACUGUGUCCAUUGUCUUCGCUGAUCUUUAAGCUUGAUGCUCGGGACGUAGAGAUAUUGCGCUAGUCAAAUACAUGCCAAGGGUACACU
This is a messenger RNA of Dermacentor albipictus, 3873 nucleotides long. RefSeq names its product protein NDNF-like. Gene Ontology annotation, molecular function: protein binding. The record is from RefSeq and is a predicted model, not a curated record. Lineage: Eukaryota; Metazoa; Arthropoda; Arachnida; Ixodida; Ixodidae.